Messenger RNA from Scylla paramamosain (green mud crab), 1629 nucleotides. RefSeq lists its product as uncharacterized. The coding region runs from base 56 to 865 and encodes 269 amino acids. The record is from RefSeq and is a predicted model, not a curated record. Lineage: Eukaryota; Metazoa; Arthropoda; Malacostraca; Decapoda; Portunidae. The transcript is spliced from 2 exons.
GUACCCAUAAGCUGCGCGGGCAGGUGUGUGCACACCGCUUCCAGUCACUUCCGCCAUGGCUACUGUUGACGUUACUUGUGCUGGUUGCAAAUUUGAUUAUUGGAUCUUCAUCGCUACGUUUCACCGCAAAGACGACUUGUGUUACCAGUUCUUGAGGGAACACGGCGUUUUACCCACUGCAGUCGAGUGUCCCGAGUGCCACACGCCGUGUAAGCUGCGCAGUGACAGGCGUGUGUGGUAUUGCGGCCGGUACCGCAAGCAGCCGAAAAAGAAGCGCAGUAAGCAGUGCAACUUCAGCGUUUCUGACUUUAAAGGAACUUUCCUGGAAGGAACGCAUCUUCCUGUGUGGCAGCUGGUGCUAUUUUUUAAUCACUGUCUGCAAAAGCAGUGGGACCACGCCACUGUAUUCAAGUGUCUCCAGUGGUCUCCUAACACUAGUGUCGACUGGCGGAGUUUCUGUUCAGAGGUGACUCUCGACUGGCUGAAAAACCAGCAGCCAAUUGGUGGUGACGGUGUAAUUGUAGAGAUUGACGAGACCUAUUUUGUGAAAAGAAAGAACAACAAAGGUCGCAAUCUCAAUAGUGUGUGGCUGUUUGGGGGAAUCGAGAGUGUCACCAAAAACAAGUUCAUCGUCCCCUUACUUGGAAAGCAGCGAGACAGAAGUGUGGCAACACUGAUUCCUUUCAUAAAGAAAUACAUUUUGCCAGGAAGUACAAUCGUAAGUGACGGAUGGAAAGCCUACGAGUUGCUGGGAAACAAAGGCUUCACUCACUGGGUCGUGAACCACUCUGAGCACUUUGUGGACCCUUCAGACGCCCGUGAAUGCAGGCUUAUUCGGACCGUGGCUGAUUCGGACCAUGGCUAAUUCGGACCGGAUUCGGACCUAAGUCUUGGCUGAUUCGGACCAUGUAUUAGGCUGAUUCGGACCAUGUAUUAGGCUAAUUCGGACCAUGUUUUGAAUUAUCCGAACACUUACAAACAGUAGAGCCAAGUUAUUUUGGACACAAAAAGGCCCAUGCCAUGUCAGUUCCUUACUUUGCACCACACAAGAAUGACUGCCCGGGUCAAUUGUUUGGAUUGUGACCGAGUUGUGGCUGACCAUCACCAAGCCAUUGACUGCGAUGGUUGUGGUGGCUGGCAACACCGAGGAUGUGGCAACACUGGGCUUUCUAGAUAUAAAUAUGAUAAAUUACGAAGAGGACUAAUAACACACGAGUUUACGUGUCAACGUUGCCAGUUCCUUCAAUCUUCAGUCAGCCUGCCCAUCCCAAUUAUGGAGAGCACGUCAGAGGAUUUAAACCCUGUUGCCUUGCCUACUGAAAUGUUAGUAUGCAAUAGGUUCGUGUUAAUUUUAAAGCUGAAGAUAUUUGAAUGGUACUAUAUAUGAAUUACAAAAACUAAAACAAUACCUCCCUUCUUCGAUAAUAUAUAGCAUAACAUGUAGCAUAAAACAUGCACUCACUUUAAUUAAUUUACAGUAGUCCUACCAUGGUAGAGUCACUACAAGAAGAAACUUCUAACUUUGAUGUGUCACGGCCUCAUAGGUUACUUGUUCCAGAAGAACAAGAAGUGUAAGUAUAUACCCAUGAAGUUAUUUACCUGACUACAAAAAGCUAUAAGUUGGGAUCA